GCCUGUGGAGAUGCGGCGUUAUGUUGCUUAUUUACCAGCGUAAUAUCGACAAAUCGUUUCACUCGAAUAGUAUCGAAAAUAAUUAUCGGAACAUAUAGCCAAAAAUACUAAAAACAACUAAUUUUAGGUAUUAAAUUGAAGAGAAAAUAAUAGGGUAGAGCAAAUCAUUUAGACUUUCAUAUCACUGCUUAAAUAAUUAAAAUUAAACUCCUGGGGGUAUCGGAAUAAGCAUCGCCAUCUCUAGAGGGUGUACGACUACAACGUGCAGUCUCUAAUUUAUUGAACAUCCAGGUAAAAAAUUAAAUAGGAUAUAGCCAAAAAAUAAUGAAUUUGCUUCGACGAAUCACUCAGCAUAUAAACAAUAAUGCCAUCACCGGUGUGCUCUCACCUGAUUUUCAAAAUAUAGGUUCCAGAAGUAUCUAUAUUACGAACCGCCUGCAAAAAGCUGAAAAAGAUGGUCCAAUUGAGAAGAAUAUAAUAGUAGACAGAGAUAAAAAUGUCACAUUAAUAGGCAUAAAUAGACCACAGGUGAGAAAUGCCAUUAAUGUAGCCACUGCGACACAACUUUGCGAAGCAUUCAACGCAUUCGAGGCAGAUGAUUCAUCUCCUGUUGCAGUUUUAUACGGUAUUGGGGGAUCAUUUUGUGCCGGUUAUGAUAUUCUAGAACUUGGAAAAGAUGGAGGAGAACAAGUUAGUAUUGAUAUCCUAAUGGCACAUGAAGGGUCAGUGGGGCCAACACGGCGUCAUAUACAAAAGCCGGUUGUAUGUGGUAUUAGCGGUUAUUGUAUUGCUAAUGGCUUGGAACUUGCAUUAAUGUGUGAUCUCCGAGUAAUGGAGGACACAGCUGUAUUGGGUUUCUUCAAUCGGCGUUUUGGGGUUCCCGUUAUCGACGGUGGUACAGCGCGAUUGCCGGCAUUGAUUGGAUUUUCCAGAGCAUUAGAUUUAAUACUGACUGGAAGACAAGUGUGUGCUGACGAAGCGCUAUCUAUGGGCGUUGUUAAUCGCGUCGUACCACCUGGCCAAUCCUUAAUUAAAUCUGUGGAAUUGGCGCAAACACUUGCGAAAUUUCCACAGAGAGCACUUAAUCAUGAUAGAAACUCGUUAUAUUCAGCCGUUUUUGAUGCAGCAAACUUUAAUCAGGCGGUUCAAAACGAAGUUAUGUACACAUCAAAAGAAAUAAUUGAAGAAAUGCAACAAGGCAUAAAAUGGUUUAUACAAACGUUCAAAUCCGAUACAUCACAUUCGUGGUUAAAACGAGAGAAGUCAAUGGCCGAUUGGGAUGAUAAAAACGUUGCUGCAGCAGCUGAACAAAAAGAGCUUGAAAAACAAACAGCUGAAGCAGAACGUUUGGAAGCAGAGAAAAAGACGAAAGAAGCUAAACAAACAGAAGAGCGAAAAAAAUAGCAACAUUCAUAUGGUGAAAACUCAUAUUUUCUGCGUAAAUGUUUAUAACUGACGGAAUUUAAAUUAAUUAAUAUGUUAUACUGAGUAUUCUUUUAUUAAAAUCUAAAUUCACAUAUAACACGAUUAAAAAAAAGCUGAACCCGACAGAACGUUUACAAGUCAUGAAUAAAGUUGUGCAUACAUCAAACGCAAAAUAUCAAACAUA
This is a messenger RNA of Bactrocera oleae (olive fruit fly), 1609 nucleotides long. RefSeq names its product Spliceosome-ribosome linker protein (gene Srlp). Lineage: Eukaryota; Metazoa; Arthropoda; Insecta; Diptera; Tephritidae. The record is from RefSeq and is a predicted model, not a curated record.